Molecule: messenger RNA, 2418 nt
Organism: Micropterus dolomieu (smallmouth bass)
Lineage: Eukaryota; Metazoa; Chordata; Actinopteri; Centrarchiformes; Centrarchidae
Gene: stmn2b
Product: stathmin 2b
Exons: 5
Coding region: 110-649 (179 amino acids)
Biological process (GO): neuron projection development; microtubule depolymerization; regulation of microtubule polymerization or depolymerization
Cellular component (GO): cytoplasm; growth cone; neuron projection
Molecular function (GO): tubulin binding
Source: RefSeq, a predicted model, not a curated record
GUCUCUGCUGACUCAGUGCCUUACCAGCAGUCCCUUCACCCCGAGAUACAGCAUCCUGCAACCGACGCACACUCCUCCAGUCAACCCGCCCCGGCAUCACCGUACAGAAAUGGCUAAGACCGCAAUCGCUUACAAAGAGAAGAUGAAGGAGAUGUCAGUUCUCUCGCUCAUCUGCUCUUGUCUCUACCCCGAGACCCGCAAAAACAUCAUGGGUGACUUUGAAGACAUGGACAUCAAGCCCAUUAACAAGCGAGCCUCAGGCCAGGCCUUUGAGGUCAUCCUGAAGCCGUCCUCCCCUGUGUCUGACGUUGCCCACUGCGUCACCAGCCCCCCAAAGAGGGAACUUUCCCUGGAGGACAUCCAGAAGAAACUGGAGGCAGCUGAGGACCGAAGGAGAUCCCAGGAGGCGCAGGUGCUGCGGGCCCUGGCUGAAAAGCGGGAGCACGAGCGUGACGUGCUGCUGAAGGCCAUGGAGGAGAACAGCAGUUUCAGCCGCAUGGCCGAGGAGAAACUCCAGUUGAAGAUGGAGCAAAAUGAGGAGAACCGGCAGGCUUACCUGGCCGCCAUUAUGGAGCGCCUGCAGGAGAGGGAGAGGCAUGCUCAGGAGGUGCGCAGGAACAAGGAGUUGAGAGAAGAAGUGACAGCGUGAGAAGCCCCAACAGGUUCUACAUCCCACCCCAAACCCCCCCACUUCCCGACCCUGAGGAACACCCUUUUCCCCACCUUAUCCCACAUGUCCCCACCUCUCCACGCCCCCUGCCAUACUCCCCCAUCCUACUAUGAAACUACCACAGCCUGAUACGCCACCCCGAGACAGUGGGAGGUUCAAAUGGGGUUGGGGGUGGACAAAAAAAAAAGCAAAAAUAAUUAAAAAAACAGAUGAAUUAAUGUCUCCCACCCACUCUUCCCAAAAAAGAAUGUUGUUGCUCCGUUUCAAAUGAGAAGAAAAGAAAAAAAUUGACAAACGACAGUGGGUAUUGGUUUUUGUAAAUACUUCUUUUUUUGUUAUAUACAGUACGAUACAAGCAGCAAAAGUAUUGAUUGCAGUGUGCCAUUUUUCUAUAUAAGUUUCCUCUCCUUGCAUAUAUAUGGAUGUAAUAAUUUGUUCAUUUUCAUGUUUGUUCAUUUCUGCCUGAGAAUCAUUUCAGGCGUAGGUGUUUGUUGUGAGUUUGCCAGCUAGCUGAUGUUUGCUGUGACUGGCUGCGUCCUCACUAGGCCCGCAUCCUGGCUCCGUUCCCACGUCCCUUCAAGUGGGCACUUACUCAUUUGACACUGCCGAUCUGGACACAAAAUUGGAUCUGUGUUUGGUCAGAGUGAUUUUCCAUCCAGUUUAUGCCAAUGUUCCAAUUAGUGAGGGACAUGUGCAGGAAAGUUGGCAGAAGGAAAGGGGACAGUUUGCUUUCUGUGGGGACUGCAAGCCAUCGCUGCACAGCCACUCCUGUGAGGUAGAUGGUGACUGUACCACAGGAGAACACUAUAGCAUUUAAAGAGCCCUUCCUCCUCCUCCUUCCCUCCAUCUGCAACCUCUUCAUCUCUCCACAUACAUACAUACUGUAGAAGCACUCACUCACACACUCUCCACAUGGGCAGGCAUUUAGCCAAUCAUAGCACAGAGCUCAGUAGGAGUUCGUUAAAUUCUGUCCAUCUGGCACCGGAAAGCUCACAUAACAUCCCUGACUAAUGGCGGACCUCUUAUAUUCCUCAGAAACAGGCUUCCAAUCACAUUUAAAUCACGUGUCACCGUAAUAUACAACACAACUAAGGUUAAAGUGUAUUUGAAGAAUGCUGGAGCGCAAAAACUUCACCUGAGAUAAGACUUGUUACUGUGAAUCUUAUAUCGGAGAAAACACAAAUAGAUUCCACCUUUCUCCAUUUCCAUAGAAGCUAGAGUGGUGCUCAGCAUCGUCAGCGCCUACUGGAAUCAUUGCACUUCACUCCAAGACACUGUAUGCCACUGAUAGGUCGGCACAAGAAAGAUAUUGAAGCCAUAACCGGUAUCGCUGCAACAAGUGUGAUCCAUGAACACAGUAUUGCCAUCUGUAAAGGUGUAUAUGAGUGUAUUAAAGUAUCCAAAUAGUUUGUAACCAGGGGUGCUGAAGCCUGAGGUUGAACCCUGUCGAAUCCACACACACAAGGUAGGCCCAUAGAUGUGUGUGAGUGUGCGUGUGUGUAUUUCAGAAAGGGCGGGUAGAAAAAAGAAUGUUUGUGCCAUGUGAUAUUGACCCGGUAAAGUUCAAACCAACACCAUUACAGUGUGUAACAGCUGCACAAGUACACCACAGAAUACAGUGACUAUCCUACCUGCCUCUCUCUUGCUCUCUCUUUCUCUCCUCUGUCCAUUUGUGUGUUUCCCCCUCUCCACAUAUAUCUUUGUGAGCAAGCAGUGGUUAAUAAAGAUUUGGGGUUCAGUGAAUGAAA